Messenger RNA from Plutella xylostella (diamondback moth), 2865 nucleotides. Lineage: Eukaryota; Metazoa; Arthropoda; Insecta; Lepidoptera; Plutellidae. The record is from RefSeq and is a predicted model, not a curated record.
UAUAGAUUUUUCGGAUAUGGCCGCUGUUUCGGCAAUACAACACUGCAAUGUUUUGUAUAUUCAUGAUGAAUAAAGUGUUUUUUACGUAUAAGUAGACAAAAGUAGUUCGUGUACAGUGCUGUGAUAUUUGUAAUGGAUGCAGAGAGCGAGUACGAAAUAAAGAGAGGGGAUGCUGUUCAGAUGAUACAGACCAUCCAAUCUAUGAUCGACGUUUCUGCUGAAAGACUCAAGGGUUUGAGGACACAAUGCUUGACGAGCGCAGAGCUGACGCAGCAAGAGAUCCGGACCCUGGAGGGUAAGCUGGUGAAGCACUUCUCGCACCAGCUGGCGAUCAAGGCGCGCAUCGGGGAGGAGCUGGCGCGUGAGCUCGGCGAGGUGCCGUGCCUGGCGCAGUGGCUGCGGGUCGUGGGACUGUCGCCCGAGAGCAUUGAGUCAGCAUGCUCCAAAGUAUCGAACCUGGAGGCGCUACGAGAGCGCUCCGAGCACGAGCUGCGGGCCUUACUGCCGCGCGCGAGGGACGAGGAGGUGCGCCGCCUGUGCCGCGCCAUGCAGCGGCUGCGGACUUAUACUGAUGCAAUAGCGCGGGGCGCGGGCGGCGCGGAGACGGCGGAGAUGCAGCUGUACUGGGACUCGUGGGAGCGACAGAGAGCGUCGCCCAGAGUCAGGACGCGACUGUCGCAUACCGAGCAUCAUGAGCAUCAUAGAGCUAAAGGAGGCAAGUCGCCCACAGAGCAGCCGCCGCCGCCGCCCGCUCCUCCCGCCCCGGCCGUCGAGACCCCCAUCAGCAAGUCCCGCUCGCACGAGUCGCAGCUCAGCGUGCGGCCCGAGGGAAACGAUCUUAGUGACAACAGCCAGUCGUCGGCGGCGGCGGAGGGCUCCCCGCCCGCCUCCCCGCACGAGGAGCCGCCCCCCAAGCCCGCCAACAACAUCAACCACAACAAUGUAUCGAAGCACCCGCCCGCGCCGCGCUCCCCGCGCACGCCCACGGUCGGCCCGCGGCCCGGCAUGGCGCACGACAUCGCACAUCGCUUCACCAAGACAUUCAACAUGAUCGCCACUUGUGAUUAUUGUGAGAAGCAGAUGUUGUUCGGGUCGGGGUUGAAGUGUAAAGAGUGCAAGUUUAAAUGUCACAGAGAUUGUGAAAGUAAAGUUCCUCCGUCGUGCGGGCUACCUCCAGAAUUCGUUAUAGCAUUUAAGGAAAAGAUUAGAUUAGAUGGCGGCGGCUACUACAGCGGCUCCCCGAUCAGCGUGCGAGCGGCGAGCGGCUUCCCCGCGACGUGGACGCACCGCCCGCGCCGCCGCCCGCCCGACCGCGCCAGCAACCCCGCGCCCUUCCAGGGCGGCCCCGACUCGUCGUCCAACACGUCAUCCUGCAACAGCUCGUGCCCCUCCUCCCCCGCGCUGCGCCCGCAGGACAACAAGCCCGCCAACACCUUCCACUUCCCAGAAGUGAAAACGCCGGUGUCGAGUCCGAACCACAACGUGACGCAGUCGCCCGCGCGGAUUAACCACGACGUCAAAGAGGAACUCGUGUCAAGCGUCAAAAGUGAUCACAGUCGAGUGUCGCUCAGCGGGUCUGCGUCUACAGACUCUGGCAAUGCGUUACGAGGCGACUCGUUAGAUGAAUCCGCCAAUCACAACGACGCACGGUGGCCAAGACAAAAUAGCCUCUCAAUGAAAGAGUGGGACAUACCAUACGACGAGCUCAAGCUGUUCGAAGUCAUCGGGACCGGUCGAUUCGGCACCGUGUAUCGAGGCAGCUGGCACGGAGCGGUAGCCGUCAAGCUGUUGCAUGUGCAGGCGUUGGGCGAUGACGUGACGCCGUUGGACACGUUUAAGCAUGAGGUGGCGACAUUCCGCAAGACCCGUCACGAGAACCUAGUCCUCUUCAUGGGGGCGUGCAUGAAGCCGCCCAAGCUGGCCAUCGUGACGUCACUGUGCGCCGGCAUGACGCUGUACACCCACGUGCAUCUACGACGAGACAAGUUCAACGCCAACAAGAGCGUGCUAGUGGCGCAGCAACUAGCACAGGGUAUGGGCUACUUGCACGCGCGGGGCAUCAUCCACAAGGACCUCAAGUCCAAGAACAUCUUUCUAGAAAACGGCAAGGUGGUGAUCACGGACUUCGGACUGUUCUCGGUUACUAAACUGUGCUUCGGGAAUAAUGCCCGCGGCGACAGCCUGGGCAUCCCGCCGGGCUGGCUGGGCUACCUGGCGCCGGAGCUGGCGCGCGCGCUGCGGCCGCACGCCUCCGUGCAUCUGCCCUUCUCUAAGCACACCGACGUGUAUGCCUUCGGCACGGUGUGGUACGAGCUGCUGGUGGGCGAGUGGCCGUUCAAAGGGCAACCUCCUGAAGCCGUCAUCUGGCAGGUCGGCAAGGGCGUCAAACAAUCGCUGGCUAACCUGCAAGCGUCCAGGGAUAUCAAGGACAUCCUGAUGCUCUGCUGGUCUUUCCACGCAUCCGACCGGCCCGACUUCGCGCACCUUCUCUCUACCCUCGAGAAGCUACCCCGCAAGCGUCUCGCUCGCUCGCCCUCGCACCCCGUGCAGCUGUCCCGCUCCGCCGACUCCGUGCUCUGAGCCCGGCCCGGCGCCGCCGCCGCCGACAUACCGUACGAGUAGCGGCGCCACUGUACGAGGGGGUUGAGCUGGGAUUCUGUAGCAAAUAGGCUGUUGUUUUCGCACCUAACAAACAAGUUAGUUACUUGAGUCGUUGUUUAUGAGUAUUAUGCGUCUUAGAUGGGAGCCAAAUUCUCAAUGAAAUACGUUAUUUUCACACCUGAGAAAGUUAGUUACUAAUUUUAGUUACUUAAUUUAGUUACUAAAAUUAGUUACUAAAAUUAGUUACUAAAAUUAGUUACUAAA